GCGCACGGCUUGCUCUUCCUUUCUGCUAUCUUCUCCGCCAUGGCGCCUAUUCAGAAGAAGCAGAACACCAACAAAGGUGGUAAGAAGAAGAAGCAGGUCCUGAAAUUCACACUGGACUGCACCCAUCCUGUCGAAGAUGGCAUCAUGGAUGCUGCUAACUUUGAACAGUUUCUGCAGGAGCGCAUCAAGGUAAACGGCAAGGCUGGCAACCUGGGCGGUGGUGUGGUUUCCAUCGAGAGAAGCAAGAGCAAGAUUACAGUGUCCUCUGAGGUGCCCUUCUCAAAAAGAUACCUGAAGUAUCUGACAAAGAAGUACCUGAAGAAGAACAACCUUCGUGACUGGCUCCGUGUUGUUGCCAACACCAAGGAGAGCUAUGAGCUCCGCUACUUCCAGAUCAAUCAGGAUGAGGAGGAGGAAGAAGAUGAAGAUUAAAUUGGCAGUUCAUCUGAUUUUGUACAUUUAAAUAAAUGUUGUUUACAGUACA
This is a messenger RNA of Archocentrus centrarchus (flier cichlid), 484 nucleotides long. RefSeq names its product 60S ribosomal protein L22. The coding region runs from base 40 to 432 and encodes 130 amino acids. The transcript has 4 exons. Gene Ontology annotation, cellular component: ribosome. Lineage: Eukaryota; Metazoa; Chordata; Actinopteri; Cichliformes; Cichlidae. Gene Ontology annotation, molecular function: RNA binding; structural constituent of ribosome. The record is from RefSeq and is a predicted model, not a curated record. Gene Ontology annotation, biological process: cytoplasmic translation.